Colletotrichum acutatum is the source of this 2370-nucleotide messenger RNA. RefSeq names its product phosphatidylinositol-specific phospholipase C. Gene Ontology annotation, molecular function: phosphatidylinositol-4,5-bisphosphate phospholipase C activity. Gene Ontology annotation, biological process: release of sequestered calcium ion into cytosol; phosphatidylinositol-mediated signaling; lipid metabolic process. NCBI's taxonomy places the organism in Eukaryota, Fungi, Ascomycota, Sordariomycetes, Glomerellales, Glomerellaceae. The record is from RefSeq and is a predicted model, not a curated record. The transcript has a single exon. Bases 320 to 2044 code for a protein of 574 amino acids.
AUUGGAGAAGGUGCGGCAGGUGUGGCAGCAGGAGCUGAGCUGACGGGAAGGAGGGGCAACCGCAGUCCUGAGUCCACAGCUUGUUCCUGCCACCUGCUGUUGCGCUGCUGCUACCUUACGCGGUGUGCAUCAGCCAAGAUUGACGUCGUCGUUUUCCACCAUCUUCUUGCCGGAUUUCCUGUUUGCGACCAUCUCAAUCCCUCCCUUUAACAACUACACAUACCCCGCGUACCCAGUGGACAUCUCGAGUCAGAAUCAUCGUCCUCACUUCCGGAAGGGGCAAUCCAAAGAGACAACCGCCGCAGAUACGUCACCAACAAUGGCUUCACUAACCUCAAAGUUCGCCAAUCUCAAUCCCUUCUCCAAGUCGGCGCCAGAAGAUGAGGAGGAGCUUGGCGAUGCGACCGACAACACCACCUUGGCUGGUGGAGGCCACGCUGCGCGCGACUCCGACGUUAAGCACCGUCUCCGCGUGAGCCGUGCCAUCAAGUCUUUCCUCGUCGAUCAGAAGGCCAUCUCCUCCAAGGAAGCAAACGUCGACUCAGAACAGCUCACCCCUGAGCUGCAGGCCCUCGUGUACAAGCCUCACAUCAGCGUACCCCGCGAGCUUACUGAUAGAUCCCACCCAUUGCCCGAGUACUUCAUCAGCUCCAGCCACAACACCUACCUCUUGGCCCACCAGCUUUAUGGAAGCUCUUCGGCAGAGGCCUAUGACGAGACGUUGCGUGCUGGCGCGCGAUGCGUUGAGAUCGAUGCCUGGGAUAACCCCGACAACAAGGACGAACCCAAGGUCACCCACGGAUACACCCUAGUCUCCAAUAUCCCUUUCCGCACCGUCUGCGAGACCAUCCGGGAUGUCGUCGACCAAGAAGCCAAGGAACCCCAUCCCGCUGCGCCAAUCCUCCUGUCUCUCGAGAACCACUGUGACCCCGAGGGUCAGCUGCGCCUGGCAUUCAUCAUGAGAGAGGUCUUUGGAGACCGCCUUCUUAGCCAAGCAAUCAGAGAAAAGGGCCACGCCGAGCAGGAGGGCCAGGCCAACCACGUCCGUCUGGAGGAACUCGGCAACAAGAUUGUUGUCAUUGUCGAAUAUCACUUUCCUGGGGAGACCGACGACAGUAGCUCGAGCUCAAGUGAGGAUGAGGAAGAGGACAAGAAGGCCAAGAGAGACUACAAGGAGAAAAAGAAGGCUGCGCCUGCUUCGCUGAUUGUCCCCGAAUUGGAGGCACUCGGUGUCUACGCACAGUCCGUCAAGCCCAUCAACAACUCGUGGUUUGAGGAGGUUCUGCAAGAUGCGCCGCAUCACCACCUCAUCAACGUCUCCGAGUCUGGGCUGGCCUCCCAUCUGCCGACGCACACUGACAAAAUCUCUCGCCACAAUGCUCACCAUCUGAUGCGUGUUUUCCCCAAGGGAACUCGCAUCUCAUCCAAGAAUCUCCAUCCCGUUCCCUUUUGGGGAAUUGGCGCCCAAAUUUGUGCCCUCAACUGGCAGACCUUUGGAGCAUCAAUGCAGCUGAAUGAGGCUUUAUUCGCUGGUUCUGAGGGUUUUAUUCUGAAGCCCGCCGAGCUCCGGCCCGGUGGCUCGGGCAACCUCGGUAACGGAAGGAAGCGAAAGCUCUGUCUGCACGUCGGCGGUGCCACCGACAUUCCCGUGCCGGCCGAUCGCGACGAAGAUGAGACAAUCAAGCCCUACCUCACGUGCACACUUGUGCAUCCUCACGAUCUCGAUAUCAAGCCUCCAAAGAGGAAAACGGCCGGCUACAAACAGCACAAGCUGACGGGCUUCUUGCACAAGGGAGAGAACCCACCUCCCACCGACCCGCUGUGGGACGAGGUCCUGGAGUGGGAAUACCAAGACAACGAAAUGGUCUUUUUGCGGAUGCUCAUCAAGAGUGAUGACAGCUUCUCCAAGAACCCAAUCUUUGCUGUUGGCGCAGUACGACUGCUCUACACGAUCCCGGGCUGGGUCUUUAUCCGCAUGCUUGAUCUCAAAGGAAGAGAAACCAAGUGCUCCAUACUUGUCAAAUUUGAAGUUGUCGACGCGUAAAAGUAGCCAUAUAAACGCUGAAUGCCUCGGGUUCUCUCGGAACUUCAUUAAUAUACCACAUUUGUAUUUACCUGCCCCAUCAUUGCAAGCACUGAUGCGCGCUGGAACCCAUCGUGGCAAGGGUCGUAUGAAUCUUUACCUAGUUGCACAGCAUCUUCACAGAAGCAGACCGCCAUGGAUCCGAUUUAGGCAAUAUAUAGACAUAGCUUCACUCAUACGCGCGCAUCAUGCGAUACGACCGGCGGCACAUGGCAAGACCUCGUCUCAAUCCCGAGCCUCACCCACCAAGAAACCGCCGCCAUCGAAAGGGGCUUUUGACCCGAGGC